AUGGAUGAUCCAGCGGUUCCGUCCAAAAGAUUACGGAAAACAACAAGCAGCGAAGGAAUGUUGACUUCAGACGAUUUAAACCAUAUUAUGAACUGGUCUUCCGAUGAAGAUGCUGACAGUGGAAGUAGUUGGAGUGGAGGUAAUGGAGGAUAUGGUGACAGUAGUGACGAUGAGGAAGAAAACCCAGAACCGGUAGAACCAAAUGUUGUUGUUCAACAAACUCAAAGUAUACAAAAUGGAUUUGAUAUCUGGCAUGAAGAUAAGUACAUGGCACAACCAAUAUCUUUUACUGGUACAACAGGUCUUAUCGUUUCACCUGCAGAAAUAUUUUUAAGUGAAAAUAUAACUGAUAAAUCUAGAAUUACCAAAUGGAAAAUCUUAACUGUAGCUGAAUUUAAAGUAUUUUUGGGUCUUCUUUAUCAUAUGGGAACUAUUCGUACGAAUAGACUACAAGAUUAUUGGAAGAAGGGAUAUCUUUUUGACCUGCCAUGUUUUAACUCUCGUAUGAGUAGAGAUAGAUGGAUGUUAAUUUUACGUUGUUUACAUUUUGCGAAAAAUCCAGCACAAAAUUAUGAGCCCCAACCUAGGAAUCGUUUGUAUAAAAUUAACCCUCUUCUAGAUAUAUUUCAUGAAAAUAUCGAUCGAAUUCAAUAUCCAACAAGAGUUCUUGCUAUGGACGAGUCUAUGGUCUUCUGGAGAGGCUGUUUGGUUUUUCGUCAAUUUAUUCACGGAAAAAGACAUAAAUAUGGAAUUAAAAUGUAUGUUUUGACAGACUCAUUGGGAUUUGUUUUAAAAUGUAUAAUUUAUUUUGGUUCAAAUGAUACUGAAGUUGGUGGUAAAGGCCAUGUAACUAAUGUUGUGAAAAAAUUAUUAGAAGGCAAAUUAGGAGUUGGUCAUAGCAUAUAUAUGGAUAACUAUUAUAAUAGUGUGGAGCUAGCUCAAUAUCUUUUAAACAAUAAUACAUAUUGUACUGGUACGUUGCGUGCAAAUAGGAAGAAUAAUCCUCAAGAAGUAAUUAAAAAAAAAUUAAACAAAGGAGAAAUGAUUCAAAGGUUUACUCAAGAAGGUACUUGUAUAAUGAAGUGGAGAGACAGAAGAGAUGUACUUGUAAUAUCAACAGAAUAUGACGGAACUUUGGUGGAAGAAAUUAAUAAAAAGGGAAACCAAAUUACAAAACCAAAAGCUAUACUUCAAUACAACAAGUUUAUGGGGGGCAUAGAUCAUUCAGAUCAAAUGUUAUCAUAUUACUCAUGUGAACAUAAAACUAUGAGAUGGUAUAAAAAACUAGGUAUUCACAUUCUCCAAAUUAUUUUAGUAAAUAGCCAUAAUUUAUUCAACAGAUAUAGUGGAUCAAAACUCAAUUUAUACGAAUUUCGUUUGUCUGUCAUUGAAUCAUUGAUAAAAGAAGGACUGGAAACUACUUUAGCACCACGUUUUACUCCUCAACCCAAAACGGGAAAUCACUAUCCAAAAAUGGUCGAAAGAAAUGAAAAUAAAAAGAAAAAAGUUCGUCGAUGCCAAGAGUGUGUUAAAACCAAAAAACGUUCAGAAACUGACAUCUACUGCCCAACAUGCCCAGGUUAA
Rhopalosiphum maidis (corn leaf aphid) is the source of this 1584-nucleotide messenger RNA. RefSeq names its product piggyBac transposable element-derived protein 4-like. Bases 1 to 1584 code for a protein of 527 amino acids. The transcript has 3 exons. Lineage: Eukaryota; Metazoa; Arthropoda; Insecta; Hemiptera; Aphididae. The record is from RefSeq and is a predicted model, not a curated record.